UUCCACUCUCUCAGCCAUCACUCCCACAACCAAAAGAGCAGCAGCAAAGCAGCUUCGAGUCCUUUAGGUCCAUUGAUGGCGGCCUCAGCGACAAUCCAACGGUCAGCAUUCGCCGGGCUGACUGCGCUGAAGCCGCAGAAUGAGCUCAUCAGGAAGGUCGGUACAUUCGACGGUCGGAUCUCAAUGCGCCGGACUGUGAAGAGUGCUCCCCAGAGCAUCUGGUACGGUCCAGAUCGUCCGAAAUACUUAGGCCCAUUCUCCGAGCAGACUCCAUCAUAUCUGACCGGUGAAUUCCCUGGCGACUACGGUUGGGACACUGCAGGCCUUUCAGCAGACCCUGAGACCUUCGCCAAGAACCGUGAACUUGAGGUGAUCCACUGCAGGUGGGCCAUGCUCGGUGCAUUGGGCUGUGUUUUCCCUGAGAUCCUUUCCAAGAACGGUGUGAAAUUCGGCGAAGCCGUAUGGUUUAAGGCCGGGUCCCAGAUCUUCUCCGAGGGUGGACUCGAUUACCUGGGAAACCCGAAUCUCAUCCAUGCCCAGAGCAUCCUAGCCAUCUGGGCCUGCCAGGUAGUUCUCAUGGGCUUUAUUGAGGGAUAUCGAGUUGGUGGUGGCCCACUCGGUGAGGGUCUGGAUGCAAUCUAUCCUGGUGGAGCAUUUGAUCCGCUCGGAUUGGCCGAUGAUCCUGAGGCAUUUGCUGAAUUGAAGGUGAAGGAGAUCAAGAACGGACGGUUGGCGAUGUUCUCUAUGUUUGGAUUCUUUGUACAGGCGAUCGUGACCGGUAAAGGCCCGAUCGAGAACCUUUUUGAUCAUUUGGCGGAUCCUGUGGCUAACAAUGCAUGGGCCUAUGCUACUAAUUUCGUUCCAGGGAAGUGAUUGGAUUUUCAUGCUGUUCACAGCUGUAUUAUGAUGGAGGGCUUGGAUUUGUUUGGAUCUAUGGCUGUGGAUCUGUAGUUUGAUGGGGAAAAAUGUAGUUUUACUAUAGAAUUUUUAUCCAAACUACGUGA
This is a messenger RNA of Magnolia sinica, 1004 nucleotides long. Its product is annotated as chlorophyll a-b binding protein 5, chloroplastic-like. Lineage: Eukaryota; Viridiplantae; Streptophyta; Magnoliopsida; Magnoliales; Magnoliaceae. The transcript is spliced from 2 exons. Gene Ontology annotation, biological process: response to light stimulus; photosynthesis, light harvesting in photosystem I. The record is from RefSeq and is a predicted model, not a curated record. Gene Ontology annotation, cellular component: plastoglobule; chloroplast envelope; chloroplast thylakoid membrane. Bases 76 to 873 code for a protein of 265 amino acids.